Molecule: messenger RNA, 1038 nt
Organism: Penicillium argentinense
Lineage: Eukaryota; Fungi; Ascomycota; Eurotiomycetes; Eurotiales; Aspergillaceae
Product: ditrans,polycis-polyprenyl diphosphate synthase
Exons: 2
Coding region: 1-1038 (345 amino acids)
Cellular component (GO): endoplasmic reticulum membrane; dehydrodolichyl diphosphate synthase complex
Molecular function (GO): ditrans,polycis-polyprenyl diphosphate synthase [(2E,6E)-farnesyl diphosphate specific] activity
Source: RefSeq, a predicted model, not a curated record
AUGGUCUCCCCCAAAGAGCGCGAGGUGCUUCGCGCCGAAGUCCGAGCGCGAAACAACAAGCUCAGCGCUGCCGACCGCGAGGCCCUGCUGAAGCCCUACCUGCCCGACCCAGCCGACCUCACCACCUCGCGACACGCCCGCGGCACCCGCAAACCGCGCAAGACGCCUAUCCGGACCUUCAUCAAGUCGCAAAUCCACCACCUCACCUACGCCUUGACACACAUCAUCUUCGGCAUCGUCGUCCGUCUGAUCCAGACCUACCAUGCCGUCGUCGACCGCGUCCUUGCUAUCGUAUAUCACCACCACCGAACUCCCGAGUUAAUUCGCAAGGAUGUGCGCGGUCUGAAGCGACUCCCACAGCACCUGAGUGUUAUUCUGACGCUUCGCACGGAGGACGAUGCCCUCGCCGUACUCAUGGAUGAGGUUGCGGAGCUCGCGGCGUGGUGUACGUGUGCGGGGAUUGGGCAGCUCAGCGUGUACGAGAAGACAGGCGUCCUGAAAUCUUGCAUCCCAGCCCUCCACCAGAUCAUCACCACGAAACUGGCCUCGUACUACGGAACCCCGUCCCAGCAACCCUCUCUCCAACUCUACGCACCACACCACCCAAUCCACGGCACCCGCUCCAACUCCGACAACCCCUCUCUCACCCUCCUCCUCCUCUCCUCCACCGACGGCCGCGAAACCAUCGUCGACCUCACCAAGACACUGGCAGAGAUGUCCCAGAGCGGAAAGCUCUCGCCGGAGGAUAUUACGCCGGAGCUGGUGGACGCAGAGAUUACAGAAAUCACAACUCACCCGCUACAGGAUGGAGAUGCCAGCAGUGGAGAUUUGUUGAAGCCAGAGCCGGAUCUUUUGCUUGUUUUCGGCCCCUUCCUGAAACUGGACGGAUACCCGCCGUGGCAGAUUCGGUUGACGGAGAUGUAUUGUACCGGAGACCGCAGUCAUGGGCUGACAGGGUAUGGCGAGGCGGUGGAAUACCAGGGGUUCAUGCGGGGAUUGUGGCAUUAUGCUGGGGCGCAGAUGCGGUUUGGUAGGUAG